GCAAGUUGCAGCAGGAACUUCAAUAUAAUCUCCAAGAGCUGUAUUCAAGAACCGGUGCCCUACCAGCCCUACCUCACACCACAAUCUAUCAGAAGAGGAAAACACCGGCAAGAAUAUAGGACAAAGACUUACACGAUUAGUGACUUGAGUGCACGUGGCUAUCCAAAGACGGGCUCCAUAUAUCGGUGAGAUAGUUGCAUGGAAAAUCAUUGGAGCGCAGGCGUUAUUUCCAAGUUUAGUACCACGAGGAGACGUACAGCUGUUCAUUUCUUUUCUAGAUGAUUUAACAAAAGGGGUGUGACGAUUUUUAGGUUUAAACUAAGGGUCACUUUUACUGGACCAGACUUUUCAUAUACGCAUCAGGCUUUUAUCCGAAACUUACAGUGCAUUCAAGCUAUACAUUUAUUUUAAUCAGUAUGUGUGUUCCUUGGGGGUUCGAACUCAUGAUCUGUGCGUUGCUGGCUCAAUGCUUUGAGAUAUAAAAUGACUUUUCCUCCGCGCAUCAUCUUUAUAAGGCACAUGGAGAGCGCAAUGAAUGCAUCACCAAUGGCGUGACCACCCUGUUCGUUGUUUAUGCAAUGGAUGAUAAAUCCAACAAGCUCCUUUUAGUUCCCGUUUUAACCGUUUUAUUUGUCAUGAUCGGCUAUCAGUACAUCUGCCCGGCGGGUAGCACGUCGUGUCGUUUCGGGACCGGAGAGAGUUUCCCGUUAUCCAAACAUCCAGCGUUGGAGUCUCCUGACGGGUUUCGCUCCAAAUUCAACUUCACGCGCGAGGAUCUCGAGCGCCACGUGGAUUUUGACAUGAAGGGAGAAGACGUGAUCGUGUUCCUUCAUAUCCAGAAGACCGGAGGAACCACGUUCGGCAGACAUCUCGUGCGCAACAUCCGCCUGCAGCGACCGUGCGACUGCCGCACCGGACUGAAGAAAUGCUCGUGCCACCGGCCCGGUAAAGCGGACUCGUGGCUCUUCUCGCGCUUCUCAACGGGCUGGAGCUGCGGUCUGCACGCGGACUGGACGGAGCUCACGAACUGUGUACCUGCUGUCAUGAACAAAAAGCAGAAGAAAGACUCCAAACGACGGAAUUUCUACUACAUUACACUUCUGCGGGACCCUGUGUCACGUUACCUGAGCGAGUGGAAGCACGUGCAGCGAGGAGCCACGUGGAAGACGGCGCUGCACAUGUGUGACGGCCGUCCUCCCACUCCGGACGAGCUGCCGGCCUGCUACAGCAGCGAAGACUGGACCGGUGUGUCUUUACAGGAGUUCAUGGCCUGCCCGUCAAACCUCGCCAACAACCGUCAGACUCGCAUGUUGGCCGAUCUGAGCCUGGUGGGCUGCUACAACCUAUCUUCCAUGAGCGAGGAGCGUCGUGCCGAACUGCUCCUGAGCAGUGCCAAACGCAACCUCCGUCACAUGGCUUUUUUCGGCCUCACGGAGUUCCAGCGGAAGACACAGUUUCUGUUUGAGAGGACGUUCGGCUUACACUUCAUCUCUGCUUUUACUCAGAUCAACGGCACCCGGGCGGCCGGCGUCACGGUAGGGACGUCCACCAGGAGGCGCAUAGAGGAGCUGAACGCUCUGGACGUGCAGCUGUACGAGUACGCGCGGGAGCUUUUCUUGCGAAGGGUGCAGUACUGUCACCAGCAGGAGAGGCAGGAGGUGAGAGAGAGGAGACGAGAGCAACGCAGGAAAACGAAGGAGCAGAAACCGCCUCAGUUUACGAACCCGGGUGAAGGGGAAAGAGAAGAUGUGGAAGAGGAAAUCAAAACUGUCCGAGGUGUGACAGAAGAUUACAGUAGUAAGGUGGUGAGAUGGUGAGGCCAUCAUUCAGUGUUUGAAUUGUGUGAGGUCUUGGGUGGUUUAACAGAUCAAGUGAAAGUUUCCCAAAAUUUUUUCCUUAGGGGCCCCAAGUAUAUAUGACAAUCUGGGCCCCCCAACUCUCAACUGGUUGGGUUAUUCGCUUUUUGACGCAACGCUCGGUUGAAAAUAGCCCAGCAUUUUUAAAAGUCUAUAUAAUAUUGUUAUAUUGUUUUAUUUAUUGUUAAAAUGCUACAUUUUUAAGGGAUAAUAUUUAUUAAAUAAAUCUUCAAACUAACAUAUAGUUUAUCUUUAAUGAAUGCUUAAUGCCACAUAAUUAAAGCAACAUCCCACUGUUUUUCAAUAUUUUACUAUGUUCUU
Molecule: messenger RNA, 2177 nt
Organism: Paramisgurnus dabryanus
Lineage: Eukaryota; Metazoa; Chordata; Actinopteri; Cypriniformes; Cobitidae
Gene: hs6st3a
Product: heparan sulfate 6-O-sulfotransferase 3a
Cellular component (GO): membrane
Molecular function (GO): heparan sulfate 6-sulfotransferase activity
Source: RefSeq, a predicted model, not a curated record